CAUUGUCAGACGAAGAGGAAACAACCGCUCAACAAGAGUGAAAACAACUGCUUGACGCAUUAUGUCGUGGAGUGAUGAUGAUCUGUAACGGACUUUGGAUACUGUCGUUCAGAAGUUCCACGUCGGUGUACAAGGUGGUUGUUUUGAAUGCAGAUACCGAGUGGUCGUUAAGUGUAACUACCCCCUGUUGUUAGCUAAAUCUGCAUUAUUCUGUUUCCUUAGAAGGAAUGCAACGGCCGCCGAGUUGCAAUUCUCUUUAGAGCUCCGUCGAUUAAUGAAAUCCGUCGUUACACAGGCACAGUGUUGUGUAUUUUAAACUAACUUUUAUUCUAAGUCAUGCCGAACGACUUUGUAAAUAUGUUUAUACGGAUGUGUAAUUAUCUUCAAGACCCCUGCCUUGUAGCGAGGUUUCAAAAUUUCUGCGGUGUUAAAGGGACAUUCCCAGAUAAAGUCAACAGGCCAGACAGUCAGUCAGAGCCGGACCUUCCCGGGUUGAGGAGGAGGGUCCAACAGGGGGGACAAAGCUCAGAUGUCAUUGUUGGGAAUGGAGCAGCCGGGGGUGCCUCUGUACCGCAGGUUAACGGGAUGCCGGGUGACAUUGCUACCAGGCCUGACUGUGCACCAGCAGCAUCUGAUGACGACUCAGACACCGCCAUAGCUAAACCGCUCCGGAAAAACUCCCUGACCGGAGAUGUGGGUCAAGAGUUCCUGAUCCACAACAACUUUCUGUUCUACCUGUUCACCUUUGGGACUGAACUGGGCAACGAGAUGUUCUUCAUCAUCUUCUUCCCCUUCCUGUUCUGGAAUAUCGACGCCCUGGUCAGCCGGAGACUCAUCGUGGUUUGGGCCUGGAACCUGUUCGUAGGACAGUCCACCAAAGACGUGAUCCGAUGGUCCCGACCCGCCUCCCCUCCUGUGGUGAAGGUGGAGGUCUUCUACAACUCCGAGUACAGCAUGCCGUCCACACACGCUAUGACAGGGACAGCCAUACCUUUCUGUCUCUUCAUGCUGACCUAUGGACGGUGGCAGUACUCUUUUCUCUUUGGCUUUUCUGUGGCUCUCAGCUGGAGUGCCCUGGUCUGUGUAAGCAGAGUCUACAUGGGGAUGCAUUCUGUUCUGGAGGUAAUCACUGGCUUCCUGUACAGCCUUCUGGUUCUAGCCUUUUUCCAGCCAAUUUUGGACAAGAUUGACACCUUCUACAUGAUGGGCCACUAUGCUCCACUUGUGAUUAUCAUCUCACAUGUGAGCCUGGGACUUGUGGCAUUCUCCCUGGAUUCCUGGAGCACCUCUCGGGGCGAUACUGCUCAGGCCCUGGGCACUGGGGCAGGAGCUGCUUUGGCUACCCAUGUGAACUAUCAGCUGGGGCUGCUGCAGGAUCCACCGCUCUCCUCACUUCCUCUAACUUUACCAUCAGUCAGCACUAGCUUGGUGAGUCGUUCCCUGCUUCGCUUCCUUAUCGGAGUCUCUGUCCUCCUCAUCACGAGAAUGAUUAUGAAAGCUAUGACUAUUCCCUUCUUGUGUCGACUGUUCAGCCUGCGCUUGGAUGAUGUAAGACAGGCAAGGCAGCACAUGAAAGUAGAAUUGCCAUACCGUUACCUUGUCUACAGUGUUGUAGGUUUCAGUUGUCUAUGUGUUGUGCCACUCCUCUUUAAGACCUUUAACCUUGCCUGAAUAUGCAUGUACUGCUGACACGUUCAACUACUUGGUGAGGGCAAACAGUGCUAACAGUCAUUACAUGCUUUGACACAAGAUAGGCUAAAGCCAACAAUGAACUGAUACCACUCAGUACCGUCUACGUAGCCAAACCCUGAUUUAGCUUAUUCCAUUGUGCCACAGAGCUCAGUUGUCCACAAGCUACUAAAAUCACAUCCCAACUGCCCUGGCUCACAUCUCUUCAUUAGGGUGAAAACAACCAUUGUGGUUUAUUUUGACUCAGUCCUUCAUAUGCUGUUGUGCUGCUGUAAAAACAUGAGGAUUAACCCACGCCUGUAAAUAGUCUCCAACAAAUGCACUAUUUACUCCAGUUUGAUUAUUGUUGGCUUAAAAGCUACAAUGUCCAGCUGUUUUAGGAACUUCCUUAAAAAGGAGAAUAUCUAUUUUUGAACCAUUUUUCAGGAUUUUCAUCUUCACGGGGAAGUCAGGAAGUAGCAAGAAGACUGAUAACACUGUUUUUAUAGGAUUAGUUGAUAGUAUGAAAAGUAUAAAAUAUCACUUGUUAUGUGGUCAGCACAUUUAAGUGUUAACUGAAACUUUGGAAAUACAAAAUCAAUCAAAUGUACUGUAAAGAUGCUUGUAUUUUCAUUAAUAAUGAAUCUAUUGUAUAUUUACCUCAUUUGAUCAAAAUAUAUAUGGGUACUAUAUGUUAAUAUGUUAAUAGAGAAUUUCAUAUUAUAGGUAUAAACCAAACCAUAAAGUGUGAAGCCACUUCUCAUCUGUUGUCAACACCAAUUUUCUACAUGAUGAUAGGCAGCAUUAUUGUCACUUUCUUUUUGUACUUUUGCCUCCAAAUGUGUUUGUAACUUUGACCCAAAUUUAAAUCAGGUGUUGUCUGAAAUACUCCUUAGAAAGUAUAGAAUUGAAAAACGUGAAUAUUUUUGAUAAAUUAUUUUUAUCAUCUUAACUAUCUUAAGCUGAAUUGUUGCUCUAGAAAAAACAUUCAGAAUACAUUAAUACUAUGAAUGCCUUAGACAUUUCAAUUGCUGUUAUACUACAGUAUAGAACCAAACUGACCCUAGAACCUGUCUUAAGUGAUGUGGUUGCUUGUUUUUUCUUGUUGUAAUGUUCUAUUCAUGGUUUGAUAUUCAUGUCACAGUGUUAAUGCCAGAGUAUCAUGUAUCAUGAGUUAUUUAUUAGUCUUAUAUUACCAUCAGCUCUCUCAUAUUUUUUCAGUUAUGCAAGGGCUGUAUCUGAAUGCAUUUGAAAACAAUAGAAAAUAAAAUAUUCCU
Monopterus albus (swamp eel) is the source of this 2945-nucleotide messenger RNA. RefSeq names its product sphingosine-1-phosphate phosphatase 1-like. Bases 337 to 1671 code for a protein of 444 amino acids. The record is from RefSeq and is a predicted model, not a curated record. Gene Ontology annotation, molecular function: sphingosine-1-phosphate phosphatase activity. Lineage: Eukaryota; Metazoa; Chordata; Actinopteri; Synbranchiformes; Synbranchidae. Gene Ontology annotation, biological process: sphingosine metabolic process. The transcript is spliced from 3 exons. Gene Ontology annotation, cellular component: endoplasmic reticulum membrane.